Myiozetetes cayanensis is the source of this 2527-nucleotide messenger RNA. It is a transcript of the gene MOXD1, whose product is annotated as monooxygenase DBH like 1. Lineage: Eukaryota; Metazoa; Chordata; Aves; Passeriformes; Tyrannidae. The transcript is spliced from 12 exons. Gene Ontology annotation, biological process: octopamine biosynthetic process; dopamine catabolic process; norepinephrine biosynthetic process. Gene Ontology annotation, cellular component: secretory granule membrane. Gene Ontology annotation, molecular function: dopamine beta-monooxygenase activity; copper ion binding. Bases 379 to 2217 code for a protein of 612 amino acids. The record is from RefSeq and is a predicted model, not a curated record.
AUGCCCCUCUUUCCCUGCCCCUGUUUGCUUUCUCAGCUUCCUCGCCCCGCAUCUUUGUACCUCUUUACUUCUUCCCUGAAGCCUUUUGGUCACCCCUCUUUUUCGGCGUUCAUUUCCCCCGGAGGAGAUACUCCUUUUCGAUCCUCUCCUAGCCAACCUUCCCUCUAAACUUCUACAUUGUUUUUGUUUAAAGGUGUCAGGUUUCUUUCCUUUUUAUCCAGAAAAUGCAACAACCCUUUUCUCCCUCCUUGGGCGCUCUCCCUGCCUGCCCCUAAGCCUAGACCGGCGGAGGAGAGGGGAGGGAUGGCAGUCUCUCCCAAGGGGGUGCGCCACCUUUCCCCUCAUCCUGCCAACAACUGACGGAGCUUGGCCGUCCUGAUGCCGCCUGAGCUUCGCCUUUCUAAUCUUACUGGCAUGAGAGCAGGAUCCCACCAGCUUCCAAGCCUGCUGACGUCCCGGUCUGCUAGGGCACAGCCUCUGAUGCUCCCUUCUCCGCUGUUCCUCCUCUCCUCACCUGGAGGUGUUUUGACACAGAUGUCGAAAAGAACUUACAGAGUAACCACAGGGACUCCUGAUACAUGUCCUCGGGCUGGUAAAGCAACCUCAGAAGGGCCCAGCUGUAUUGGCGUAAUUUGCUUGGAUUAUUUUACAGAUGAAAACAGAGUACUAAAAAAGGACCCUCAACAGGAUUACCAUCUGGAAUAUGCCAUGGAAAACAGUACACAUACAAUAUUGGCUUUUAGCAGAGAUCUGCACACUUGUGACACAAACGACAAGAGCAUAACGGAGAGCACAGUGCGGGUAAUCUGGGCUUACCACCACCAAGACAUGGGAGAAGCAGGUCAAAAUUACCAUGGAUCUAAUCGUGGAACAAAGAGCCUACGUUUGCUAAAUCCUGAGAAAGAAGAAGUCUUAUCUGCCUCUCUGCCAUACUUUGACUUGACAAACAAAGACGUGCCUGUACCAGACAAGGAUACAACAUACUGGUGCCAAAUGUUUAAGAUUCCCAUACAACAUGAAAAGCAUCAUGUGACAAAGGUUGAGCCAUUGAUCCAGAAAGGCCAUGAGAAUCUGGUGCACCAUAUUCUGCUCUACCAGUGCAGCAGCAAUUUGAAUGACAGUGUGCUGGACUAUGGACAUGAAUGUUACCACCCCAACAUGCCAGACUCUUUUCUCACAUGUGAGACAGUCAUUUUUGCCUGGGCCAUUGGAGGAGAGGGCUUCACGUACCCUCCACAUGUUGGCUUAUCCAUUGGCACAGCAUCUGACCCUCUGUUCGUUCUUAUGGAGGUGCAUUAUGACAAUCCAUCGUACACAGAAGGCUUGAUAGAUAACUCUGGUCUAAGGCUAAUUUACACUCCAGUUUUAAGGAAAUAUGAUGCUGGGGUUAUUGAAGCUGGUCUUUGGGUCAGUCUCUUCCACAAUAUCCCACCAGGCAUGCCUGAAUUUGUGUCAGAGGGUCACUGCACGCUGGAAUGUCUGGAAGAGGCUCUAGGUGCUGAGAGACCUGCUGGGAUUCAAGUGUUUGCGGUGCUUCUUCAUGCACAUCUUGCUGGCAGAGCUAUCAGGAUGCGCCACUUCCGUAAUGGCGAGGAGCAGAAGCUACUUGCUUACGAUGAUGAGUUUGACUUCAACUUCCAGGAGUUUCAGUAUCUGAAAGAAGAAAGAACCAUCUUGCCUGGAGAUAAUUUAAUCACAGAAUGUCACUACAAUACUGUGGACCGAAUUCGCAUGACAUGGGGUGGUCUGAGCACCAGGAAUGAAAUGUGCCUAUCAUAUCUACUCUAUUACCCAAGAAUCAACCUCACCCGAUGUGCGAGUAUUCCAGAUAUAAUGGAACAGCUCCAGUUCAUUGGUGUUAAGGAAAUCUAUAGACCAGUCAGGACUUGGCCUUUCAUUAUCAAGAGUCCUAAGCAAUAUAAAAACCUAUCUUUUAUGGAUGCAAUGAACAAAUUCAAAUGGUCCAGAUCAGAGGGUCUGUCCUAUAAUAAACUUGUACUUAAGCUACCUGUGAACGUGAGGUGUUCAAAAACAGAUAAUGCAGAAUGGUCGAUCCAAGGCAUGACAGCUUUACCACCUGAAAUAGAGAGACCAUACAAGACAGAGCCAGUAAUAUGCAGCUCAUCUUCCUGUUUAAGUUGCAGUUUAUUCCUCACCCUGUUGUUUGUGGUACACAUCACAGCCAGUAGCAUAAGAAACAUUGGGCUCUUUGUAUAAUAAUUUUUAUCCAUUUGUGUUCUGUAUGCCAUGCAAGUUCUGAUGUGUUUGCACUGUUGCUAUUGUAGAUUUAUUUUUUUACAUAUUAAUAAAUGAAAUUUGCCAGUUCAAAAUAAAAUGUGUACAUCCUCUGGAAACUGUGGGUUUUUUGGUUUUCGAUGUAAAGUAUGUAUGAAACACAGUAGGUGCACUGACACAUUGCAUAUAGAAAUCUUUUCCUGUACCAUUUUCUUAUACUUUGACUAUUUCACAUGGUGCUUUCAAAGUCAUCUAUGUAUAUGGGUGAAAUUAAUAAACUAAACGCAACCUA